Messenger RNA from Helianthus annuus (common sunflower), 639 nucleotides. RefSeq lists its product as uncharacterized. The record is from RefSeq and is a predicted model, not a curated record. NCBI's taxonomy places the organism in Eukaryota, Viridiplantae, Streptophyta, Magnoliopsida, Asterales, Asteraceae. The coding region runs from base 1 to 639 and encodes 212 amino acids. The transcript is spliced from 2 exons.
AUGGUCAACGGACCCAGGUACAGCGCGAAAGAGAAAGGCAAACGCCCUUAUGAACCUUCGUGGCAAGAGCAGCAAGUUGUAUUUCCAGUAGUGCGCGGCGGACCUCGCGCCACACGUCCUGUGGUCAUCACCGGCAUACUCGGGCAUUAUGAAACUGACUACAUAUUCAUAGACCCGGGAAGUACUGCCGACAUCAUUUAUGAGCAAUGUUUCAAUCAGCUGGAUGAAGAGGAUAAAGCGCGACUCGAACCUGUCGAUUAUCCUUUGUCUGGAUUUUGCAACGAAAUGGUUUUUCCUCUCGGACAGAUCAGUUUCCCUGUCACGCUCUCUGACGGGAAACACUCAAGAACAACAAAUGUGAACUUUAUGGUAAUGCCAGUGAAAUCAAGGCAUGAUGUGCUUCUUGGGAGGGAAACACAAGGCGAGCUAAACAUGGUGACGUCAACGCCUCAUUCUGCAAUAGGUUUCCCAACCAAAACAGGAGUAGCAAUCAUAUACGCCAAGAAGGAAGUAAUGUCAACUGACGAGCUGCGCCCAACAAAGGCGGCAAAGCGCGAAAACACUCCAGCAUUUCAAGGUGGUUCAAACCACCUCCAAGGUCCUCCGCAAACAAAGCGCGAGACCGGGUGGCCACCUUAA